Colletotrichum truncatum is the source of this 297-nucleotide messenger RNA. RefSeq lists its product as uncharacterized. The record is from RefSeq and is a predicted model, not a curated record. Lineage: Eukaryota; Fungi; Ascomycota; Sordariomycetes; Glomerellales; Glomerellaceae.
AUGGGAACAGACAACGCUGAGGUCGCUUCCAGGCUUGGGUCCCCGUCUCCCGCCAACCAUCGAUCGCCAAUCGCUUCCCCUUCUUGCCCAGUUCGUGUUCGUCCUUUUCCCUCUCCGUCCUUCUUGUCCUUCUUGGUCCUGAACCACCCACACAUCCUCUCCCUUCCUCUCCUUCCUUCCACACCACACACCACACACACCACCGUCGUCUUCCGCUCGUUUCAUAUACCCGCCUGUGGACUUUUAGCCUCUUUCGACCAGCCACUGUCUCUCUCUCCUUCCGGCUGUUUCUUCUAG